GGCGUGUUGUAGGUUAGGUGGAUGGGUAUUAGCGAGGAUGAUGUUUUGAGAAGAAACAAAUUUUUCGGUGAGAUGAUUGCUGAUGCGAGAGAUGUUUCAUGGUGGCGAUUUUUGUGGCUUUUGGUGUGGUUUGGGAUGCUGCUCGUCAGAGAGUUUGGGGGAAAUACGAUGUACGAUGAGUGCGAGGAGUACUGAUGUUUGUGAUGCACGGGUUUGUGUGGAUGAAUUUGGGAUUGGUAGGAGGAUCCUGGAUCUCGGAUAUCGGAUACGUAUUGCAUUUUGACUCGAGAAGUCGUGACACAUUGUUUUAUUUAAAAUUGACAGGUUCAAUUCAUUUCCGCGACAACUUUCACACAUACAUACAUACAAACUUAUCUAAUUCUCUCGCCACACACUGAUCUACACAUCUAUAUACCCCUAAUCAAUAUCCAAAAUGCAUACACAAAGUCUCUACACCUACGCGCUGGUCGCAUUCGCUAGCUCCGUUCUCGCGGCUCCGGUGGGAACAUCCGGGACACUUGCAUCUGCUUCCGUAUCCAAGAAGCUGGAAGCUCGAGAACCUUUUGUGGUAUAUGGGAAAUCUUUUGAGGAGAACACAAGUGCUUCGUUUGAGAGGGAGAGACGCGUGGAUGGAUUCGCACUCCCGAUAUCAAAAACUACAGUACUCACAAGAGGAAACGAGGGGGCUUCGGGACCGCCUCCUAAUGGUCCGUCGUCGGGAUCGAAUAAUGGAAAUGGGAAUGGAAAUGGGAAUGGAAAUAGGCCACCGCCGGGACCACCUCCUUCGAAUGGAUCGAGCAAUAGCGGGGGAUCACCCCCUGGACCACCUCCUUCGAAUAGACCAAAUAACAGCGGGGGACCACCCCCUGGACCACCUCCUUCAUCAAGCGGGCCGGGCAACAGUGGUUCGAAUGGAAAUGGGAAUAGACCUCCUCCUGGGCCUCCUCCCUCGAAUGGAUCAAAUAAUGGUGGGGGACCUCCUCCCGGACCUCCCCCUUCGUCAAAUGGGCAGGGUAAUAAUGGACCUAGCUCGGGAGGCCCUAGUGGGGGAUCGAACGGACCUUCGAACGGAGGACCAAGUGGAGGAUCAGGCGGGAAUCGUUCAUAAGGGAUUAAUUUGAGAGCGUGGUACAGAGGCAUAGAGGAAGAGAGGACUGAGGUUCUGUUGAAUUCGAGAAUGUUUAUUCAAAUUAAUGUAUUAUUUUGUUGAGGAUGGUACUUGAUACGCUGAGCGAGUGUAUGCAUAGAUGGGGAAAAUAAGCGAGAAUAGAAGAGGUAUUAAUUUAUAUCGGAUGUAAAUUUUUUUAAUAGAUAUAGAAACAGACAUAGAUAUAGAAACAGAUAUAGAGAUAGAAACAGAUAUAGAAAUAGACAAUACAGAAUUA
Messenger RNA from Botrytis cinerea B05.10, 1385 nucleotides. RefSeq lists its product as hypothetical. The transcript is spliced from 3 exons. Lineage: Eukaryota; Fungi; Ascomycota; Leotiomycetes; Helotiales; Sclerotiniaceae. The coding region runs from base 434 to 1108 and encodes 224 amino acids. The record is from RefSeq and is a predicted model, not a curated record.